AUGGAGCAUUCAACGCCAGUUUCUACUCCAAUCGAAGAGAAGUUCAAAUUGUUGAGAGAAGAUAAAGGAAGAACAGUAAAUCCUACAUAUUACAAAAGCUUGAUUGGAAGUCUAAGGUACCUGACUGCGACUAGACCAGAUAUUGUGUUUGGAGUUGGUUUGCUUAGCAGAUUUAUGGAGGAGCCUUGUACGAACCAUUUGCAAGUGGCAAAGAGAAUUCUUCGAUAUAUCAAAGUAUUUCAUGGAAGAUCGAAGCAUAUUGAUAUUCGGGUUCACAAAAUCAGAGAGUUGGUGAAUGAAAAAGAAGUUAUGAUCGAGUACUGUCCAACUGAAGAACAAGUUGCAGAUAUAUUUACAAAGCCAUUGAAGACCGAGUUAUUUUACAAGUUGAAGAAGAUGCUUAGAAUGAUAAACUCUACAAGCUUGAUUUAA
Messenger RNA from Arachis duranensis, 432 nucleotides. RefSeq lists its product as uncharacterized. The coding region runs from base 1 to 432 and encodes 143 amino acids. NCBI's taxonomy places the organism in Eukaryota, Viridiplantae, Streptophyta, Magnoliopsida, Fabales, Fabaceae. The record is from RefSeq and is a predicted model, not a curated record. The transcript has 2 exons.